Thrips palmi is the source of this 10660-nucleotide messenger RNA. RefSeq names its product protein PRRC2A-like. Lineage: Eukaryota; Metazoa; Arthropoda; Insecta; Thysanoptera; Thripidae. Gene Ontology annotation, cellular component: nucleus. The transcript has 19 exons. Gene Ontology annotation, biological process: regulation of telomere maintenance. The record is from RefSeq and is a predicted model, not a curated record. The coding region runs from base 217 to 9933 and encodes 3238 amino acids.
ACCGUUGGAUGGCGCUGUACCACGUUCUUUCGAUUCGGUUCGGAGCCAAAAAGAUAUCUCCAUAUUGCUUUGGUGGUGUUUAGUGUUUAUAUUUCAAGAAAAAAUGGUUUGCAUUACUUGGACUUCAUCGUAGCUAACACUUCAACAUGUAAGACGAGUAUUGCAUCAGGAUUUUGUGGGAGGAUGAGUUGACUCAUUGUCAAGUUCCCCUGCAAGAUGGCAAAUAAUUGGAACCAACAGUGGCUCUCAGGAGGAGGCACACAAUCGUCGGGUCCUCUCAAUCAUGGUGCAGUGGGAUCCUCCUCCAACACUGCAGAUUAUAACAUGUAUGCUGGCGCCAAUGCUGCACCAGGGCCUGAUGGUAGUCAGGAGAACUGGCAGCAGUGGCAACAAUGGCAAACACAGUAUGCUCAAUGGCAGGCACAGUAUGGAGAAAAGUACCAGGCUGCUUUGGCUGCCGGGCUUGCUGUGCCUUCAGGUGGCUAUCCGGCAGCAGCUCCAUACGGGUCUGUGAAUGCUAAUGCUGCUGCAGCUGCUCAGCCGGUUGUACCACCCACACCUAUGAAUUCACAACAAUACAAUUCUGGUCAGAUGCAAGGUCCAUCUGGUAGCUCUCGCACUGAGGAGUCCUUAGGGAAAAGAGCCCAUUCAUCUGACAGACAGUCUCAAGGUCCUGACUUUGCCAAGAAAUCAAAAAAUAAUGCUGGCCAGGAGCAAAUGAAGGGUCCAGAUGUGAAAGAGGGCCUUUCAGAAAAUGAAAAGACCUUUGAUGAACAAUUUAAGCGUUGGGAGGAGCAGUUCCAGGCUUGGAAAAAGCAAAACCAAAAUCACCCCAACAAAGAACAGUACAAACAGUAUGAACAAAAGUGGUUUACUUGGAGAGAACAACUUAUUCAGCGUCGAGAAGUAAUGAGAAAGAAACGUGAACGCCAGGGUUCACAGACUGGUGCUGAUGGGCGGCCUGGCAGAAGUAAAAGCCCUGGAAAAACUCAAGGACAGUCAGCCAAGCCUCCCACCCAGCCACCUCCUCCAUCACAACCACUGCCGCCACUACCUCAGGGUCCACCCCCACCCCCACCAGAAGCACCGCCUAAGCUUCCUCCUGGCCCUCCGCCGCCGCCGCCAGAAGAUCUCAUGGACAAGCCCCUCCAGUUCAAGACGCCCGACACGGGGUAUUUCCCACAGCAGGCCGCCAAGAAGCCUCAGGGCGCCGGCAUUCCCGGACUGGACCUUGUGGGCAAGCAGGACGGAGGCAACGCGGCGCUGUUCGGCGCCGGGCCUCCCCUCCCCGUCAACGCGCCGCCCGGCUUCGCGUCGGCCGCGCCGUCCGCUGCGUCCGCCUACUCGCUGUUCAACUCGGCCGGCGUGGCGGGCGCUCUUCCAGGGUUCCCGUCGGCCUACCCCACGGACCCAGCCGCCGCGUGGAACCAAGGCUACGGCUACGGCGCGUACCCCGACUUGAACCAGAUGCCUGCCACCGGCCAGCCUGCUGACCAGCACAACCUCAACCACGGCUUCAACCAUGGCGGCUUCGACCACGCCCAGGGCGCCGACCCCUUCUCCCACGGCCACGGCGCCAACCACGGCGCCAACCACGGCGCCAACCACGGCCCAUCCGCCGCUGCGGGCGGCCCGUCUUCUCAGCACGGCUUCGAGCCGCCGUUCGGAGGCCGCGACGCCGGCAGACACGGCGGCCCCGAACCCUGGAAGUUCGACGAGCCCAGAAACGACUCGAAAUGGGGCCCGAAAGAGCCCAAGUGGGGCCCUCAGGACUCGCAACGAGGCCCUCAGGAUUCCAGGUGGGGCGCGCCACAGGACUCCAAGUGGGGUCCGUCUCAGGACUCGAAGCGGGGCCCUCAGGACUCGAAGCGAGGCCCGCAGGACUCGAAUGAUGCUUACGACCCGCUCAAGUUGCUCGCCGAGGCCAAGCGGAGAAUGUCAGCAGACCGCGGCGGUCCGGGUGGCGGCCCUGGUGGCGGUCCUGGUCGCGGUCCUGGUGGCGGUCCGGGCGACGGCCCACGAGGUGGGCCCGAUUUUGGAAACGACUUCCGGGGACCCGGCGGCGACAGGGAUGGACCAAGGAGAGGUCCUUUCGACAGGGAUUCGAGUCCGGGUGGCCCUGGCAUGCGCGGGCCGCGCGACGGGUUUGACAAGCCACCCCUUGGCCCUGGCCCUUCUGGACUUUCUGGCCCACCGGGUCCUCCUGGCCCUCCAGGCCCACCGGGCUUCCGAGGCGACGACAAGGGCCCGAGAGGACUCACCAAGAGGGACGACUCGCCGGGCUUCCGAGGAGGCUUUCCCGGCAACGACGACAAGAGAGGCCCCCUCGACGACAUGCGCCUUGGGGACGGCCCGAGGAAGGGCCCGCCGCCACUCAUGGGAGAAAACUUCAGGUUCAGAGAAGACUUCAGAGGACCGCUGGAUGACCUCAGAGGAUCGCCAAGUGACUUCAGAGGACCGCCGAAUGACUUCAGAGGACCGUCAAACGACUUCAGGGGACCGCCAAACGACUUCAGGGGACCUUUCGACAAGGGACCGGGUCCUUUCGGUGGACGGCCUGAUGACAGGGGUCCAGAUGGGCCUUUCAGAGGUCGCCCUGGUGACAAGGGUCCAGAAGGUCCUUUCAGGAGCCGUUCUGGUGACAGGGGUCCAGAUCCAUUCCUAGGCCCAGAAGGUCCGUUCAAAGGCCCUCCUGUUGACAGGGGUCUUGACGGCCCAUUCAGAGGCCGUUCUGGAGACAGGGGUCCAGAAGGCCCAUUUAAAGGACUGCCUGGUGACAAGGGUCCAGAUGGCCCAUUCAGAGGCCGUUCUGGCGACAGGACUUCGGCUGACGCAUUCAGAGGCCCAGGUGGCCCAGGUGAUUCAAAAGUUCCCGAUGGCCUGGGAGGCCCCUCAAUGGAUAAGUCGAAGAGACCCAUGGAUGACCUGCUGGCUGGUCCGAGCGGCUUCAAGGGUCCAGACGGAGCUAAAGGCGGGCCCGACAGAUUUGGUGGACCUAAAGACUUGCUGCGAGGACCUCUUGAUAACUUUGCUUCUCCCAGGAAUUCUCCCGGACUGCGUGAUCCGUUUGGCGGCCCGCCCAAGGACGGCAAAGACCCGACUCCUGGGCCCCUGAAAGGAUUGAAGGACGAGUUGCAAGGACCACGCGACCCGUUCAGAAGUCCUCGCGAUGAAAUGAGCAGCCCUCGAGACGACAUGCUGGGUCCAGGCGGCCCUGGUGGCCCUGGUGGCCCUGGCGGCCCUGGCGGUCCGGGGAUGAGAGGACCGGGGCCCCGAGACAAGGACGGGCCCGGUCUCAGAACGCCAGACGAUUUCCGCGGGCCUCCUGGCAGUUUCAGAGGUGAUUUCCGAGGACCAGAUGGUUUACGUGAACCCUUAGAUGGCUUACGAGGCCCUCCAGAUGACUUCCGCGGCCACCCUGAUGACUUCCGGGGCCAUCCAGACGACUUCCGGCGUCACCCAGAUGACUUCCGUGGCCAUCCAGGUGACUUCCGUGGCCAUCCAGAUGACUUCAGAGGCCACCCAGAUGACUUCCGUGGCCAUCCUGAUGACUUCAGAGGCCACCCAGAUGACUUCAGAGGCCCGCCCGAUUUCGGUGGUCCUCCUCGGGACUUCCGAGGACCUCCGGAUGACUUCAGAGGUCGACCACCUGGACUUCGCGAUCAUCCUGAUGACCUUCGCGGUCUACCACCCAACUUCCGCGGCCGACCGGAUGACUUCCGAGGACCAUUAGAUGACUUCCGCGGCCCGCUGGAUGACUUCCCGGGCCCACCAGACGGCUUUAGAGGUCCUCGCGACAACUUCAGGGGGCCGCCCGACGACCUCAUGGGGCCUCGCGAUGGAUUCCUUGGUCCCCGCAGGCCUCACGAUGACUUCAGAGGCCCGCGUGAUGGAUUCCCCCCUGAUGACUUCAGGGGUCACCCUGAUGACUUCCUGGGUCCAGAUAUGAGAGGGCCACCUGGAAUGAGAGGUCCUCCUGACAGGGACCGCAGAGGGCCCAUCCCAGACCUCAGAGAUAUGAUGGGACCGUUUGGCAAGCUUGAACCUGGACCACGUGAUCUACGAGAUAUGAGAGGACCUCUGUUUGACGAACGUGAUCCAGACUUUAGAGGCCCUCUGGGACGACCACCUGAUUUCAGAGGACCUCGCCCCUUUGAUGAUUUUGAGCAAGAAUUCAGAGGACCACCUGAUGAAUUUAGAGGUCCGCCAGAUAAAUUUAGAGGUCCUCCAGGUGAAUUUAGACAAGAUGACUUUAGAAGGCCACCUGGUGAUUUUUUAGCCAUACCACCCGAAUCUUUAAGAGGUCCUCGAGAUAGCUCGGGUGGUAAAUCGGAUGACUUUAGAGGACCUUUUGAUAACUCAAGGAAACCACAGGGGAGCCUCAUGGGUCCCAAUGAUGACAUGAGGCCUGAAGACAACCGGGGACCUGGAGGUAGGUUCCGCCCUGAUAAUCGUAAUAUGGAUUUUACUUCAGAUGAAUUUGAUGCAUCCGAAGAUGUGUUUAAGCCUGGCGGCCCUAGAAAAGACUUUAAUUUUGCUCCUAAAGACAACUUCAGAGGUUUUAAAGGUGGACCUGCAGAUAAAUUUAGGCCAGGUCCUCCCAAUUUAACAGGGCGACCAGGAGAUGACAUAGGACCUCCAGAAAAUUUCAGAGGAGGACCUCCAAAAAAUUUUAGGUGUGGGCCCAGAGGUAACUUUAGAGGUGAGCCUCAAAACAAUUUUAGAGAUGGGCCCAUGAAUAAUUUUAAUAAUGGACCCCAAGAUAACUUUGAAGAUGAAUACCUAGAUUAUGAAGAAGAUCCUCAAAAUCAAGAAAAUUAUGGUGCGGAAGCUUGGGAUGAACUGAGUGAUGAUCAUCAGGAUGAGUUUGAGGAGCCUGAACGUUUCCGCAAUCAGGAUGAUGACUUUGAAACUGAUAACCCUCCAAUUGAUUCUGAGGACUGUGAAGCACCUGACCAAAGUGGCGACACAGAGGAGAAAACUGCAAUCAUGAAUACUCCACGUAUCACUUUCCACAAGGGUGGUGUGGGCACCCAGCCAAAGAAUGAGCCAAAUUGCUCUCAAGAAAAUGAUGAAUCAAAAUCAGGCAGUGCACCAGACCGAGAUAAGAAGGGUGAAUCUUCAGAAAUUACAAGCAAGGAAAACCCCAGUACUUCAACGGAAUUGGACAAGUCUGCCGAUAAAUCUGAAGCUAAGAAGAGUGAUCAAGAUCCGAAGACAUCCACUCAAUCUGAACCUGUUAAAGAGGAGGCACAAGAAGGUAAGGAGAACUUCGCUUCGAAUACAGAACUCAACAGCAAUGAUAACUCAGACAAAUCACAAGACACUGGAAACAAAAGUGGUACAACUCCUACUCAAUCUUCUGAUGGUGCUGUAAAGCCAGAAGAAACAGACGAUGUCUCACUCGAUAGUUUCAAAGAACUUGAUGAAUCAAGUAUCGUUAGCAACUCUUCCAAAGACACACCCAACAGCAAUCCAUCUGUCGAAAGUAGUCGCCCCAGUCUGCUUGGAGAUGGCCCGCAAGCUACACACACAAACUCAAAUGCUUCAUCCCCUCUACACAUUUCACAAGCAUCUGAAAGCCCAAGUUUGUUGGGUCCUGGACCAAAACCAUCUCCAAAAUCUAGAGAAGGUUCGGUUGGUUUGCUGGGAGAUUCUCCAAGAAAGGGCCAAAGUCUACUCGGAUCUGGUCCAAGAGAAGGAUCUAGUAUACUUGGAUCAGGUCCUAGAGAUGUAGCCCAUUUUGGGCCAUCACCAAGUUCGAGAGAGAGACCUAAUUUUGGACCUGGAAAAAAUUCUAGGGAUGCGUUUAAGUUUGGAACUGGAUCAAAUCCCAGAGAUGGGCACAACUUUGGUGGAUCAAAAGAGCCAAAUAGUUUGCUGGGUGCUGGUCCAAGGGACAGCCCAAAUUUUGCAUGUAAUCCACGAGAAGGAAAUAGUUUGCUGGGGCUCAGUCCCCAUGAUGGAUCCGGCAUGUUGGCAGCUGGUUCAAGAGAGAACCAAGGUUUUCGAGGGAACAAACCUCCAGGUCUUCUUGGUUCGAAACCGAUGUCUGGACCAAGAGAUAGUGGAAGGUUACAUGGUAAUAGCCCCAGAGAGGGCUUGUUGGGGCAUGAACCAAAAGAGAACCCAAGCUUAUUGGGACAGGGUCCAAUGGAAAGCCCAAGUCUCCUUGGUCGAGGCCCUAAAGAGAGCCCUAACUUCUUGGGACAUAGACCUAAAAACAGUGCAACUCUCUUUGGAAAAGGGCCCCAAGAGAAAAGUUCCGGCCAUUUUGGAUCAGGUCCAAAAGAAGGCUCAAGCUUGCUUGGUGCUGGUCCUCGAGAAACUCCAAGCCUCCUUGGUGCAGGUCCAAGGGACAACCCCAACCUUUUGCGAUCUGGUCCCAAAGACAGUCCCAGCUUGCUAGGUCCUGGUCCUAGAGAUAAUAGAGACAGCCCAAGCUUACUGGGUGCAGGUCCACGAGACACACCGAGUUUGCUGGGACAUGGCCCUAGAGAGACACGACAAGGACCUCCACCCAGGGAAGCACUGCUGAAAACUCCAUCUGGUGGGCCUGAUACAAGAGGCGGUCAAUCUAAUAUGAAUGCAGCCAAUGGCCCUAUUCCUAAUAAACGCCCUUCUCCAGGACGGGGCCCUUUCCCAGCUUCAAGAGACGAAGGUGGUGACAAUCGAUCUGGAGGUCCAAUGAACCAUAACAAUAGAGGAAAUCAACCGAGAGGUCAGUUUGGGCCAAACGCACCAAGAGAAAAUUCAAGAUUACCAUUUGGCAAGGAGCCACCCCCAAUGUCCCAAGAUAUAAACAAUGAGAGAGAUCCAUCCAAGGACGAGCAAAAAUCAAAUACAGGCUUUUCAAAACCAGAUGGUCUCAAGGAAGAACCUAUGGGUCUGUUGGGGUCAAAACCUGGUUGUUCAGGUGGCACUCUGGACGCUAACGUUCGGGGGCCAGCUGGGUGGCAUGACCAACAGGAUCCUGUGCCACAGCAAGGACUUCUCGGACAGGGAGAUGGCAAAGGACCAGCGUUUGGCAAUCGUGAUGACAACAGAAGAGGCGAUUUCCUCGGGCCAAGAGAAUUAAGAGAUGAAGGACGUGGACCACCCAACUUUAGGGGACCACCAGGUGAGCGGGACGGCGCGGGGGGGCCACCUGGUCCGAGGGAUGACUUCCGGGGUCCGCCUGGUCAGAGAGAUGACUUCCGUGGCCCGCCCGGUCCGAGGGAUGACUUCCAUGGCCCCCCUGGACAGAGAGAUGACUUCCGUGGCCCGCCCGGUCCGAGGGAUGACUUCCGAGGUCCACCUGGUCAGAGAGAUGACUUCCGUGGUCCACCUGGUCCAAGAGAUGAUUUCCGGCCGCCCCUUGGUCAGAGAGAUGACUUCCGAGGUCCGCCUGGUCCGAGGGAUGACUUCCGUGGUCCACCUGGUCAGAGAGAUGACUUCCGUGGCCCGCCUGGUCCGAGGGAUGACUUCCGGGGUCCCCCUGGUCAGAGAGAUGACUUCCGAGGUCCGCCUGGUCCGAAGGAUGACUUCCGGGGCCCACCUGGUCAGAGAGAAGACUUCCGUGGCCCACCUGGUCAGAGAGAAGACUUCCGUGGUCCACCUGGCCAGAGAGAUGACUUCCGUGGCCCGCCUGGUCAGAGAGAUGACUUCCGGGGUCCGCCUGGUCAGAGAGAUGACUUCCGGGGCCCACCUGGACCGAGAGAUGACUUCCGGGGCCCACCUGGUCAGAGAGAAGACUUCCGAGGUCCACCUGGUUCGAGGGAUAACUACCGGGGCCCGCCAGGUCCGAGAGAUGAUUUUAAAGGACCCCCUGGUCCGAGAGAUGAUUUUAAAGGACCUCCUGGUUCGAGAGAUGAUUUCAAAGGACCGCCCGAUUCGAGAGACGAUUUUAAAGGACCGCCUGGUUUGCGAGAUGACCUCCGUGGCCCACCCGGUCCGAGAGAUAACUCUAAAGGGCCGCCUGGUGCGAGAGAUGAGUUCCGGGGCCCACCAGGUCCUAGAGAUGACUUCCGGGGCCCACCGGGCUCAAAAGAUGACUCCAAGGGUCCACCUGGUUCAAGUGAAGACAAGAAGGCCGCUCCUCCUCGAGAAGAACCUAAACCAUACAAGGACCGCUUCGGCAGGGACAUGCCUCGACCACCGCGACGGGAAUCGCCACCGGUCGACAAGGAGAAGGCCAAGGUGGACGACAAGCCCUACAAGUCCGGCCCUGAAGACAGCCGCAACCCCCGGCCCUUCGCCCCCAUCGAACGCGACUGGGGCCACCGAGGCUCUGACGGUGCACUGCCGGUGCGAAGCAGGCCCUGGGACGGCCCGGGUCUGGGUCGCCCCCUGGGCCCUCCCGAUGAAUUCAUCAUGCCGGCCACCGUCGUGGACUACGGCCACCGUCCUGCGGGGGGCUCCGUGGCGCCCAGCGCAGCAGCCACUGCUAGCAUCGCUAGCAUCAGCGCCCCUCCGAUCGCCGCGCCGCCGCCACCGCCGUCCCUGGAGCCGUUCGCCACGUUCGACUACGGCCACGGCGGCCACGCCUCCACGUCGCGGCCCAGCCCGCCGAGGAGCCCCACCUGGAGGGACCGGGAUCGCUGGGAGCGCGACCGUUUCCGGGAGCGCGACCGCAGCUGGGAGCGAGACCGGGAAGAUCGCUUUUUCCGGGACCGCGGCGACCGGCGCCGCUUCGAAGAUGACAGGUUUGGCGGCGACCGGUACGGUGACCGCUUCGGCGACCGGCCAAGGAAUGGCGUUGGCCCCAGUGGAGGCCCUGGAGGCCCUGGGGGGUCUGCAGGCCCUAGCGGCCCCGGCGCGCCUCGCUGGAGGGACCGCGAGCGGGAGAGAGAUCGCCGACGACAACCCUCGCCGUUGAUGGAGGCACCGCCACCACCCUCGGUGCCGAGCAAGGAGAGUCCUGGGCCGACUGUGCCCCCGCCCGUGCUCAUCGAGGACCUGCUGUGUCCGCCAGGACGCCUCAGCAGGCCCGCCAACCUGGUGGUGAUCCUGCGCGGCCCGCCCGGCUCCGGCAAGUCGUACCUCGCCAAGCUCAUCAAGGACAAGGAGGUGGAGCAGGGAGGCUCCACGCCCCGCAUGCUCAGUCUGGACGACUACUUCGUGUCGGAGGUGGAGAAGGAGGAGCGUGACCCAGAGACGGGCAGGAAGGUCAAGAACAAGGUGAUGGAGUAUGAAUAUGAAGCUGCCAUGGAAAAGAGUUAUCAAGACUCAUUAGUAAAGGCUUUCAAGAAAACAGUAAAUGAUGGCUACUUUAGUUUCCUUAUAGUCGAUGCCAUCAACAAUAAAUUGGCUCAUUUUGAAGAAAUGAUAAACUUUGCUAAAGCCAAAAGCUUCCAGGUUUAUAUUUGUGAAUUGGAUCGAGAUCUCCAAGCAUGUCUUAAACACAAUAUUCACAGCCGUAGUGAAAAAGAUAUUCAGGAUAUUAUUGAUAGCUGGGAAGAAACUCCUAGCCUUCUAUUGCGUACAGACCCAACUUCCAUGCUUCAGUCAGCUGCCAUUGAAGAUGUAGAAAUGAAAGAUGCGGAUGAUGAAGAAGAAGCCAAGGAUGAAGACAAGGAAGAAGCUAAUGAAGAUGACACGGGAGAAGACAAAAAGGAUGACGAAGAUGAGGCUGAAGUAGAGAAAAAUGUAUUUAUGAGCAAAUGGGAGCAAAUGGAGUCACAAGGAGAAACCAUGGACCGCCUGGAUGGUUUGGCGAAACGUAGAAAGGAUGGCACUCCUCAAACAAUGGAAGAUUGGCUGAACCUUCCAGAUGACUACGGUGAAAGAGAGGCCACCCCAGGCAAAAAGCAGGUACGCUGGGCAGAUUUGGAGGAACGUCGGAAACAAGAAAAAAUGAGAGCUAUAGGUUUUGUAGUGGGGCAGACUGAUUGGUCUCGCAUGACAGAUCCAACCUUUGGAGAAGGGGCACUGACCCACACAAAGUAUAUUUAAUCAAGUGCUUGAUCCUCUGGAGGCCGCAGUUGAGCUUUUUUUAUGUUGUUUAGUUUUAUCUUUUUGAUUCCGCAUUACAUUCUUAAAUUUAAUUUAGACGAACUAUUAUGAGCUAUUGUUCUCUUUGAUCACAUUGUUUUGUUUUUUUCUUUGUCUUGUUGGAAAUAAUAAUUUUCAAUCUGUAUGCUGCAACAUUUUGACUUUACACUGUCAGUUUGUUUUGCUCACUUUAUCACUGUGAGAAUGUUUGAUCAAAUUAAGUUGUUUUGCGACCUGCAGAGGGUCAUUUGUGAUUGCCAAUUAAUUUAAAUAAUUAAGUGUCUUUUGUGAUGUAAUUUUUGUUGUCUCUUUUACAAUUUUUGCACAUAAUGUGAUCUCCUUAUAAGUGAUGUGAGUGAUGUUAGAAUUCUUUCGUAAUUUCUCUCUCUUUCUGGUGACCACGUUAUGUGAGUAGCUCAAGCUCCAAUGAAGCUUUAAUUAUGUGACAGUAAUAUUUCUACUGAGCUGCUGAUCUUGUGGUAUUUGUAAAACUUGUCAGUGUCAUAAGUAACUUUUACAGUAAUUUCACCUCAGCAGACGAUAGUCAUUUCUGUAAAAUUGUGUGUUCUUAUUUCAUCUCACAUGUUCUUCAGAUUUGUUGUAUCAUUGGACCUUUGCAUAGGAAAUGUUUUUUAAGAAGUAAUUUCUUUAAACUUUCAUUAAGAAUAAAUGGAUAUUAAAACUGUGA